Penicillium waksmanii is the source of this 3099-nucleotide messenger RNA. It is a transcript of the gene rna14, whose product is annotated as cleavage polyadenylation factor subunit RNA14. The annotation marks the transcript as partial. Gene Ontology annotation, molecular function: protein binding; mRNA binding. Gene Ontology annotation, cellular component: nucleus. NCBI's taxonomy places the organism in Eukaryota, Fungi, Ascomycota, Eurotiomycetes, Eurotiales, Aspergillaceae. Gene Ontology annotation, biological process: mRNA 3'-end processing. The record is from RefSeq and is a predicted model, not a curated record. The transcript is spliced from 6 exons.
UCACCACACCCACACACCCACAUACCAUCAGCCAUGUCGGACGACCAGGCUGAACAAGCCUUUUUCCAGGAUCAGGCAAUGAACGCGGAAUCCGAAGAUCAAGAUGUGGCCAAAGAAGAAAUCGAAGCCAAUGCUGAUGACAAAGAAUAUGACCCUAUGAGCACACUCGACGCCCAACAGCAAACGGCAGAGUCCGAUGUUCAGCAGGACGAAACGACCACCGAGACACCCGCCUUCAACACGCACGAUGCUUCACACUUAGCCACCGGUCUUCCGAAUGACACCGCAGAUGCUUCGCAGGAUCUUUCGCACGAUGAGCCUCAGACGUCUACACCUGCACCACCUGUGGGUGUAUCUGCGCAACCCCAGACCAGAACUAUUGGUGGAUUCGAGGUAGAUGAUGAGGACGAGGACGAACAGGAAGAUGCUGAAGAACAAGAACCAGAAGAACCAGAGGAACAGGAAAAAGACAAAGAAGAAGAGGAAGAAGAGGAAGAAGAAGAAGAAGCAGACUAUGAGCCUCACUAUGAGCCUCACUAUGAGCCUCCGGCUGCGCUGGGGGUUGAUGACACAGAUGCCAUGACCAUCACUGAAGAUCCAAGUUCAGGAAAUGCAAUUCAAAACACUUCCCCUGAUGUAUCAUCGCAAGUGCCCAUGCAGGGCUCUGCCAGCGUGCCAGAAGUUGCCAAUAGUUCAUAUUCUCCUGCUCAUGUUCCCAAUAUCGAUCUUUCUGCUUCUGCUCAAGCUCAGUGGGCUUCGCGGGAAGCGAGCCUACAGAACAGUACCGUUCCUACCCCUGUACCUGACUCCCCCUCGACUACAAAAGGUCGUCUGCCCUAUGACCGUGUUGGGAUCCUACAAGACCGUGUUGAUAAGGAUCCACGAGGGGAUGUUACUGCUUGGCUGGAGCUGAUUGCAGAGCACCGAAAUCGCAACCGGUUGGAUAGCGCUCGUGAGGCAUACGAGGCAUUCCUGAAGGCGUUUCCUAUGGCGGCCGACCAAUGGGUGGAAUAUGCCACGAUGGAGUCUGAGCUGAAUGAACUCUUCCGCUUGGAGCAGAUCUUCAACCGCAUACUUAUUACCAUGCGCAGCGUCAAUCUUUGGUCCGUUUAUCUUGAUUAUGUCCGCCGUCGUAAUCCCUUGUCGACGGACGCCAAUGGAGAGUCCCGACGAAUCAUUUCAUCUGCAUAUGAUCUUGCCGUCCAAUACGUUGGCAUGGACAAAGACAGUGGUAACAUUUGGUCCGAUUACAUUGAGUUCAUCCGCACAGGCCCAGGAAAUGUCGGCGGGUCUGGGUGGCAGGAUCAGCAGAAAAUGGAUUUACUGAGAAAAGCCUACCAGCGAGCCAUCUGUGUUCCUACUCAAUCCCUUAAUACUCUGUGGAAGGAGUAUGACCAGUUCGAAAUGGGCCUCAGUCGACUUACGGGUCGCAAAAUUUUACAGGAACAAUCGCCGGUGUAUAUGACCGCACGGAGUGCUUAUACCGAGCUUCAGAAUAUCACUCGAGGGUUCGAAGGUGACGUUGAAUUUGCCCACCAGGUGGACGUGUGGAAGCGGUGGAUUGCCUGGGAGAAAAAGGAUCCUCUCUUUCUUAAAGAGGACGAUGAUGUGGCCUUCAAAGGUCGCGUGACCUAUGUGUACAAGCAAGCUUUGAUGGCUCUGCGCUUUAUGCCUGAAAUCUGGUUCGAAGCUGCCGAUUUUUGUUUCCUUAACGACAUGGUCAAUGACGGGAACGAUUUCCUGAAGCACGGUAUCGAGGCGAAUCCCGAGAGCUGCCUGCUGGCCUUCAAGCAAGGUGAUCGCAUCGAAAUCACCUCCGACCCGGAAAGCGACUCUUCUAAACGAGCCGCCAAAGUACGGGAGCCCUAUGACAAGCUCAUCGAUGCGCUUUACGACCUGUCAAGCAAGGUGCGGGACCAGGAGAGUCAGGAUGUUUCUCGUAUUGAGGAAGCAUUUGCGAAAGAGAACCCCAAUCACAAACCGGCACAAAAUGACGAUGACGAAGAUUUUCAAGGCGAGGCAAAGGAGAAGGUGGCGGCUAAGAAAGCGCAGAUCGAUGCGACUGCUUCUUUCGCCUGGAUUGCGUUGAUGCGCGCCAUGCGUCGUAUCCAGGGUAAGGGCAAGCCGGGUGAAGUCGUCGGAUCUCGACAGAUCUUUGCAGAAGCUCGAAAGCGUGGUCGUAUCACCAGCGAUGUCUACAUUGCCAGUGCGCUCAUGGAAUAUCACUGCUAUAAGGAUCCUUCGGCUACCAAGAUCUUCGAGCGUGGUGCAAAACUGUUCCCGGGCGACGAAAACUUUGCCCUUGAAUACCUGAAACAUUUGAUUGACAUUAAUGAUAUCAUUAAUGCCCGAGCUGUAUUCGAGACGACAGUCAGAAGAUUGGCCUCUAACCCCGAAAAUGUGCAUAAAGCCAAGCCUAUUUUCGCCUUCCUCCACGAAUACGAGUCUCGAUACGGAGAUUUGGUCCAAGUGAUCAAUCUGGAGAACCGCAUGCGCGAGCUUUACCCCGAAGAUCCCUCGCUGGAUCAGUUCUCGCACCGUUACAUCACACCCACAUUCGAUCCGAUAUCUGUGCGACUAAUCUUCUCGCCAUCGCAGACCCAGCCCAAGACAUUGAACCCUGGCGUCAUAUCGCAAAUCCAAACCUCCCCGGCACCAGGGCAAGGGCAACUUGAUAUGUCCUUUAGCUCACCAAAGCGGCCCUACCCCGGUGAGGAUUUUGAUUACGACUCUGAUCGUCCUCGCAAAUUUGUUCGAGCCGAAUCGCCUCUUAAGGCCGCCCAAGGCCGCCGUCUUGACCAACCGAAGCGAGGACAGCCCAUCAAUGGCCAAGUCACGUCCCACUACAAACCGCAAGGAUCCCCGGCGCCCCUACCCCGAGAGGUGGUCCACCUACUCAGCAUCAUCCCCCAUGCAUCCGCAUACAACAUUUCGCGCUUGUCUCCAGAAAAAAUGAUCGAUCUCAUUCGCCGCACCGACAUCCCGGCGAGUACUUCCCAGAUCCCACUCCCAGCCAACGCCAGAGGGCUCGGUGCACCCCAGGGUGGGAUGAAUGCAUAUGGAGGUAAGUUUGGCUGCAUAAUUGCCCAAAUGUCAUAA